CUAUCACAAUCAUUCUCUGCUCUUUUUCCACUUCUCUUGUCCAAUCAUCGUUGUCUCUCUCACUCUGUUUCUCGAGAAACAAACAGAAAAAGAUUAUAAAAAGGAAUCUAUUUUUUGGGUUUGGGUAGAGUCGUGUGUUUUUGAAGUUACUGGUAUUGAGCGAAGGGUGUGAAAGUACUAAAUUUGGGUUCUGCGCGUCUCUGCUACUCCGUGAUCGUGGAGAGGAGGUACGUAAUGCAAUGAAGCAGUCGUUAAAUAGUUCGUUAAACGGUCGUUCUAUGGGUCCACCAGUUAAUAUACCUAAAGAGUCAGGUAGUGGGGAAAUUGGAUUCGAUGGACACCAUACCUCAAGCGAUGCAACCCUAUUUUCUAGUUCAUUACCUGUGCUUCCUCACGAAAAGGUGACCUUAAAUGUUACCAAAAGUGUGCACCAGUCUGUGGAUGAUGUUUCAUGCGACUUAAAUAAGCACCAACAAGGGGUUGACAUUAACGAUUCUCUUGAAGAUGUUGAAGCUCAUGCAAUUGGAAGCUUGCUUCCUGAUGACGAGGAUGAACUUUUAGCCGGCAUCAUGGAUGAUCUAGACCUCUAUGGAUUGCCGACUUCACUAGAGGAGUUGGAGGAUUAUGAUCUUUUCGGUGGUGGAGGUAUGGAACUUGAAACUGAUCUACAGGAUAGCUUAAGCUUGGGGAUGUCAAAGGUAAACUUAUCUGAUGGUGUUGUUGGUAACGGAAUGCCUCAUUAUGGCUUUUUAAAUGGUGUGGGAUCUGUUGCUGGUGAACAUCCAUAUGGGGAGCAUCCCUCAAGGACAUUAUUUGUUCGGAAUAUUAAUAGUAAUGUUGAGGACUCAGAGUUGAGAGCUCUCUUUGAGCAAUAUGGAGACAUUCGGACUCUCUACACUGCUUGUAAACAUAGAGGGUUUGUCAUGAUUUCUUAUUAUGAUAUUCGUGCUGCUCGAACGGCCAUGCGUGCAUUACAACACAGGGUGUUACGACGGAAGAAACUUGAUAUUCACUUUUCAAUACCAAAGGAUAAUCCAUCUGAUAAGGACAUUAAUCAAGGGACUCUGGUUGUUUUUAAUCUAGAUCCAUCUGUUUCCAAUGAAGACCUCCUCCAAAUAUUUGGGGCAUAUGGAGAGGUCAAAGAGAUAAGGGAAACACCAAACAAGAGGCACCAUAAAUUUAUUGAAUUUUAUGAUGUAAGAGCUGCAGAAGCAGCUCUUAAGUCAUUAAAUAGGAGUGACAUUGCUGGCAAACGUAUAAAGCUUGAGCCCAGUCGUCCAGGUGGAUCUCGUCGAAACUUGAUGCUGCAACUCAAUCAGGAUCUUGAGCAAGAUGAACCUCGAAGUUUCAGGCAUCAAGUAGGUUCACCAGUAACUAACUCUCCACCUGGUAACUGGUCCCAGUUCAACAGCCCUAUCGAACAUGGUCUGCUGCAGACUAUCAGCAAAUCCCCUGUUUUCAGUACCAUGAGUCCGACAACGAGCAACCAUUUGCCUGGAUUGGCCUCUAUUCUUCAUUCUCAAUUGUCAAGCUCUGCAAAAGUUGCCUCCCUUGGCAACGACCUAGGAAGGGGAAGUCGUAUGGAGCAUACAUUUACUAAUCCGAAUUCAGUUCAUGGAGUGGCCUUUCACCAUUCACAUUCCUUGCCUGAUCCAAAAGUAAGCCAAUUCCUUGGAACUAUGUCCUCUCUCGGUCCUUCAAGUGGGUCUGGUAUGGAGACGAUGUCCGGGCCACAGUUUCUAUGGGGAAGUCCGAAUACUUACUCAGAGCAUACCAAUUCUUCAGCCCGAACUGUACCAUCCAUGGGGCAUCCCUAUUCAUCCAAUGAUAAGGGCCAUGGUUACGUGCCUUCUGGUCAGAAUGGCUCAUUCCUUCCCUCAUCUCAACAACAUCACCACCACCAUCAUCAUGUUGGAUCUGCUCCAUCCGGUGUUCCUUUGGAGAGGCACUCUGGGUUUUUCCCCAAAUCACCGGAAACUUCAUUCAUGGGUCCUGCUGCGUUUGGAGGCAUGAGUUUGGGCCAAGGUGAUGGAAGUUUCAUGAUGAAUAUGGGUGUAUGUCCUCCCAUGAAUACUGGAAUUUCUGUGUCAAGAAACAUGUCUGAAAAUGCUUCAAGCCUGAGAAUGAUGUCCUCACCAAGGCUUAGUCCUGUAUUCUUAGGCAAUGGUCUAUACCCAGGAGUGGCACCAAUCGGCAUGGAGGGGUUUACUGAGCAUGGUAGAAGCAAACGGGUUGAGAGUAAUGGGAACGGAGUGGAUAACAAGAAACAGUUUCAGCUACAAUUGGACAAGAUUAUCAGCGGGGAAGAUAAUCGGACUACCCUUAUGAUUAAAAAUAUUCCAAAUAAAUACACGUCAAAGAUGUUGCUAGCUGCAAUUGAUGAAAAGCAUAGGGGCACUUAUGAUUUUCUCUAUCUACCGAUUGAUUUUAAGAAUAAAUGCAAUGUGGGUUAUGCAUUUAUCAAUAUGCUAUCUCCAAAACACAUUAUUUCAUUCUACGAGGUAUUUAAUGGAAAGAAGUGGGAAAAGUUUAAUAGUGAGAAAGUCGCUUCCUUGGCAUAUGCUCGAAUCCAGGGAAAGGCAGCUCUUGUCUCGCACUUCCAGAAUUCAAGCUUGAUGAAUGAAGAUAAGUGCUGCCGCCCAAUUCUCUUUCACUCAGGGGGCCCUGAAGCUGGUGACCAGGAACUUUUGCCCUCCAACAAUAUCAAUAUUCAGGUCCAUCAGCAGGAGUUGUCUUUUUUUGGGGAUUUUCCAGAGAGCCCCUCAAAGGAUGGCUCUGGUGAGAAGAGUUGAUAUAAGCUUGUGAGAAGAACGCCCUAAGCCUGAAUUGUUGGCUGUCAGGCGAUAACAUUCUAGCUUCUAAAAUUAGGAAGAAUAUAUUCUGGGAAAACUCCUUGGAGUUCUGUAUAGUAUCUGGUAAGAAAGUUUUUGAAGUAUUGCAAGAGAGAGGGAGAAGGACGCAAAGCGUAUUGGCAGCGCUGAGGCUAUCCUUUGUCGAACUCUGGUCCACAGUUUGUGCAUAAUUUCUCUUUUCCCUCGCCAUUUUGAAGUAUCCGAGGGAGGGGAGGGCACAAAGUUUAUUUAUUGUGAUGCAGAGGCUCUAUUUUGGGUUUCAUUUUGUUCCAGAUGUAGACUUGGUUUAACUCAAGUCUGCAAUGAUUUUCGUUUCGGGUUGAUAUUUGAACAGUGAUUUAAUUUGGGGAGGAUUACAAAAUUGUAUAGCGGGGAGUCGGAGUUCUUUUUUAAUAAAUACAUUAUUUUCCUUAAAAUAAAUUUUCAUUGUGUAAA
Messenger RNA from Tripterygium wilfordii, 3287 nucleotides. RefSeq names its product protein MEI2-like 5. Lineage: Eukaryota; Viridiplantae; Streptophyta; Magnoliopsida; Celastrales; Celastraceae. The record is from RefSeq and is a predicted model, not a curated record. The transcript has 13 exons. Gene Ontology annotation, molecular function: RNA binding. Bases 240 to 2792 code for a protein of 850 amino acids.